Messenger RNA from Ipomoea nil (Japanese morning glory), 1804 nucleotides. Its product is annotated as heat stress transcription factor A-7a-like. The record is from RefSeq and is a predicted model, not a curated record. Bases 292 to 1419 code for a protein of 375 amino acids. Gene Ontology annotation, cellular component: nucleus. Gene Ontology annotation, biological process: regulation of transcription by RNA polymerase II. Gene Ontology annotation, molecular function: RNA polymerase II cis-regulatory region sequence-specific DNA binding; DNA-binding transcription factor activity. The transcript has 3 exons. NCBI's taxonomy places the organism in Eukaryota, Viridiplantae, Streptophyta, Magnoliopsida, Solanales, Convolvulaceae.
CUUUUCCUCAUUUAGCCAUCUGCUUCACCAUCACCGCCCUCAAUCUUUCCCUGCGCCCCCACAACCUUAAAUACCACCCUCCACGAAACCACCACAGUAACUAUACUACUAUACAUAAACCCCCAAACUCCCCUCCCCUGCAAAUACCAUACAUAUAUAUAUAUAUAUCCUUUCCUUAGAAACCGAGACUUUUCCUUUCAAGGUUGAUGCCUAGGAAACUUGCAGGUUUCGCACCAACCCAUUUCAAGAAACCCGAAACCACGUAAAGGGUCCGGUUUGUAUUGCCCAAAAAUGGAAGUACAGGUACAGCAUAUGAUAUCCGAUGGGGAAGCCAUUGCCGUGAAAGAAGAGCCGAUGGUUUUUCUGGUUGAAGAUGACGCUUUUGGCAUUCCCGGCGUGAUCGGCGGCGGCGGAGAUGGAGAGAUGAUGGGUUCGGUUCCUCGGCCGUUGGAAGGGCUGAGGGAGAUCGGGCCGCCGCCGUUCUUGAAGAAGACGUAUGACAUGGUGGACGAUCCCAACACUGACCCUGUUAUAUCAUGGACUCCUACUAAGGCUAGCUUCGUUGUCUGGGACCCUCACAGGCUAUCCACUGAUGUCCUCCCUAAAUACUUCAAGCACAACAACUUCUCCAGCUUCAUUCGCCAGCUCAACACAUAUCGGUUCAGGAAAAUUGAUUCAGAUAGAUGGGAAUUUGCGAAUGAAGGGUUCCAGAAAGGGAAGAGGCAUUUGCUGAAGAGCAUCAAGAGGAGGAAGCAUCAUCAUCAUCAUCAUCACCCCCAGGAGGCAGGAAUGGGGAAUAAGUGGGUGGAUUCCUGCAACGAGGCGCAGGCGGAGCUUUGCAAGCUCAGGAACGAUCAGAAUCUGUUGAAAAUGGAGAUCAUGAGGCUGAAGCAGCAGCAGGAGACCACCGACAAUCAUCUCGCCAUGGUUAGGGAGAGACUGGAGAGCACGGAGACCAGGCACAAGUAUAUUGUGUUCUUCGUGGUAAAGGCGUUCAGGAAUCCCUUCUUUAUCCAGCACUUGACCGAGAAGAUGAGGCAGAGAACCGCCCUGAACGGCGGCGGCGCCAGGGUUGCGAAGAAGAGGAGAUUGGUUGCGCCGGAGACUAUCACCAAUGCCGCCGCCGCGGAUGCGAAGAAUCUCAAGGGCCAGGAAGAGCUGGUGAUGCUUCACUCAGAAAUCCAGACGCUCUUCUCUUCCGAUGAUUCCAGCAGCCCCGUCCAGGAUCAGAAGGUCAAGACUCCUCCGGUGGCCGCCAGCCCGGAGAUGAACUCCGAGAACUUCAUCUUGUGGGAGAAGCUUGUGGAGGACGACAUGAUUUACGAGAACGAAACGGAAGCAGACACCGCCAAACACCAAUCCGCCAUUGUUCACGAGCUCGAGGAUUUGAUUGCCCGGCCUCCUGAAUGGGGAUACUGAACACCAAACUGAGAAUAAUUGACUUCAGAGAAGAAAAUCUGCAGACACAUGCAGCCUGGGCUGCAACAAAUGUUUAUUACGUUUUUCUUGUUGUGUAGUUUGUAUCCACCAUGUAAAUAUUUAGGGUGGAUAGAAGAAUAUAUAUAUAAAUAUUAGUUUGGUAGGUUUGUUGUUGUUGGUAUACACAGAUCGAGCAUCUACCCUUAGAUUAUAGCAUGUAUACUAAAGUUUCUCUUUCUGCUUUGCUGCUAUGUAAGAUACAAGUUUAAGGUUUUCCAGCACCCAUGGAUCACACAUCCUGGCUGCUUUACAAUGUUUGCUAGUCUUUAGUAUCAAAUACUGUAAGAAUUUUGUAAAUGCUAAAAUCUUGUAUGCUUAGGGAUGU